Aphanomyces invadans is the source of this 324-nucleotide messenger RNA. RefSeq lists its product as hypothetical. Lineage: Eukaryota; Oomycota; Saprolegniomycetes; Saprolegniales; Verrucalvaceae. The transcript has 2 exons. The coding region runs from base 1 to 324 and encodes 107 amino acids. The record is from RefSeq and is a predicted model, not a curated record.
AUGUGGCCGUGCGAGGAACGCAUCAUCAAGUUGCAAGAUGACAAAAAUCCGCACGUGACUCCAAACGAUCCGCAGAACGUGUCGCGCCCGCGCGAAGUGUUUGAGGCAGCGGGGUCCAAGCAGGAUGGCGUGGCGUCCGCCGUUCUUGAACGCGCACUGGCUGUCGAGUUGGUGGAGACCCAGUCGAUCAAUGAGCUGGUCCAGGAGCUCGAGGCCAUUGUUUUAUGCGACGAGGAGUCAGACGACAUCAUUGAUGAAGGUUCCUCAGGUCAACCCCCUCCUGAGUCGAAUGGCAAUGAAGCGCGAGCUGUCCCUCCCAACUGA